This is a messenger RNA of Bacidia gigantensis, 3036 nucleotides long. RefSeq lists its product as uncharacterized. The transcript has a single exon. The record is from RefSeq and is a predicted model, not a curated record. Gene Ontology annotation, molecular function: microtubule binding. The coding region runs from base 1 to 3036 and encodes 1011 amino acids. NCBI's taxonomy places the organism in Eukaryota, Fungi, Ascomycota, Lecanoromycetes, Lecanorales, Ramalinaceae.
AUGGCUUCGACAACAUCUCAACACCGAGCGCAAUUGCUUCGCGAAAUGAACAAAGCACGAAGCUCAUCGAGUUCUUCACGCCACUCUGAAAGCCCUCAGCCAACAAUCUCCAAUUUUGAUCCCGAUAACGAAGCAAUGAUGUCUACACGUCAACUAGAGAACAAUGUGCACAGAUUUCCUGACCUGCGAGCUAGCGCACAGAAAUACAAACGUCCGAAUACUUUCGAGCCAGAAUAUGUCAUAGACACCUCUGCCAUUGGUCGAGCAUUCCCGGACUUUUCUCAAGGAGACACAUCCUCAAAUGCUAGCCUCUCCAUUGAGAUGGGGAGAGGUACCAAAGCAGAAAACCAGGGUCUCCAGGGUAGAUCCCGCCGGGCCAGAGAAUAUUCGUCCAACGCGGACAUUUUAGAUGACGAUACAUUGAACCUCAAAGACCACAUCGCGAGCCGUUACAAUGUGAGAAAUACACCUCCACCAAACCAGAAGCCCGGGAAAGAAGCUCCAGACACGUUCCAACCGAGCGCGCGACGCUAUUCUCACGCUCCGCAUGCGUCCGGCCUCAAGAAUGAGUUCGAGCCUUCUCCGCCUGAGAAAGCAAAAGAUUAUGGUUCUGGGGAGAGCCGGAAAAGCAGUGAAGGAAGUCGACGGGGCCUUGCUGCUAUGCAUGCUCGGGUCAGUGACGAGAAUGAUAUUUCUAAGCUGGCAGAUGAGCCACCACCGACCACAACAGAACUAACUGUAAGAAAAACACGGUUCGGGAAUGGCAAGAUGUCUCAAAGUGCCACCGAUAAAAAUAUGCCUACUAGAUUCAGCUCCACUCAAGGUCUAGCUUCAGCGAAACAGGCAUUGAAAAAUACUGCAGCUUUUGCUGCUACACGUCAAGGGACCCAACAGUCCUUCACCCUCCCGGAAAUGCCCAACAUUUCGGAGCUUGUCUCGGGUGUAUUCGAGGACGGGACGCCAAUAUUCUCCCGUCACAGUAAGUCUAGAGUAUCUCAAUUCCUCAACGGUGAUGGCAGCGUACCUCAUGCCUACACGGACGUCGAUGAGAUACCUGUCCCUUAUGAUGAGCAAGCCAUAUUUCUAUCUUUGAAACUUCUGCAAGAUAAAGUAGCUAUCUUAGAAAGGGAAAAGGCUGAGUUCGAAACUUAUGCAAAAGACCAAGAAGAGAAGAAUCGUGUGCUAGAGGCCGAGCGGCUACCAAGACGCAGAUUCUCAGGCCGUAGCGAUAGUGCUCUUGGUAUCACUGAUAGUGAUGGUGGUGAUGAGAUGCCUAAAGGUAGUCAACGCGAGUCUGCCAUCCAGCGAAGUCGUAAGUGCUCACAUUGGUACGCUCCGCUUCUCGCUGACAUCUGCAAAGGUCUAGAGUCUACCGUCCGGGCGUUGCAUAAGGAGGUAGACGCAUCGAACCGUAGAGCUACAACAGCCGAGACAAUUUUGAACAACAUUACCCGGGAACGUGAUUCGACCGUCAAUCAGUUGAGCGUAGCUUUUGUCACCAUAGAGCGGCUGAAGGCUGAGAAUCAAAACCUCAGGGAAGGAAAUCAAGCAUUGAAAAGUCUUGCCAGCCAAGCCGAACAAGCGUAUGGAGAUGACAUCCAUAAAGACACCUCAAAAGUCACGACUUCGAAACAUCGAGCAAUUGAGCCUCGUCGUACGGCAAAGGAAGCGCCCCUCUCGAAUUUAGAGCAACCGCCACCCUUCGCCGCUCGAGUCUCUAGUGAGGGCCCGAAGACUUCCAGAGUCGAGAUAUCAAACAAAUGUGAUGACUACGAUGAUAACUCUCUAUUCGAUCUCACCCCAAGACAGAACCUCCAGACGAGACCAGCCGACGCGCAAGGCUCAAAAGGGUAUUUGCAACAGGCUAAGCAUCGUGCCCCCCUUGCCAACCAGCAAGCUUCAACCAACCUCGUAAUUUCAGAUUCUUUUGGCAAAGGCGAAAUUGGCAAGGAAUCUAGAGAUUUGACAAAUCUGACCAGUAUCGACGCCAAGGAGAUAGAAAACCUGAGGAGGACAAUCGAACAUGAGCGUCUUGAACAAAAGGGCCAUCUUGCUACCAAACACGCAAGUAAAGCACAGGAUGCUAUUUCGAAACAGAAGCUUCCAGUCGAAUCUCACACACAACUGGCUCGAAACAUGCUUCCGCAGAAAUCUGCAAUGAAAUCUCACACUGAGACCACUAAAUCCGUACCAAGGCAAUAUCAGAACCUUGCGAAGGAGAAUACCACAGAUCACAGCCGCCGUCAUUCGGAGACUUCGGUCCUUAGUACAAAGAGUCGAAGGCGAAGGCUCAAUGCGGAGAACAUGACUUCAGCUUUCAUUUUACCAGACAUCACAAUCAGUAAACCUAAUACCUGUCACGAGGAUACCAACCUCACCAACACCUUACCAGAAGCGACUGUAAAUGAGUCAAAGCACGAACCACAGAACUGCAAUGUCUGUAAGCAUGACCAGCACCAUGAUCAUGGUCGGCGAAAGGCAACCAUAAUUGUCCCAAAGCCAAUACCUGUUUCUGAGCGCAUGCCUGAACCUAAUGAAGGCGACCAGACCCUAAGACCCGCCCAGACACCUGCUUUAGCGCUUGCUACAGUCUUGAAAGGCUUGUAUGAUGAGAUGGCGCAUCUUAAAAUGACACUUGGAAAGUAUCAAAUGCUCUUCGAUAGCCAUGACCCUUCUCUAAGCAGACGGAAAAGGAAAGCUAUCCAGAGCAAGAUCGAAAGCCUCUUGCAAACUAUUGACCUCAAGGCCGAUCAAUUCUAUGCUCUGUAUGACGUCCUCGAAGGCCAAAAGGGAGAUGGUCAGGAAUUGUCGGAAGAACAAGUUGAGGUUACCCUUCAGUCUAUUGGUAUUGGCCAUACAGGUGCCCAGAUACAGGGCGGAGGCAGUGAAGUCCAGCACAAGGUUGGAAUGAGUGAGCGUCAACCCUGGGAUCUCGGUAGCGAGGACGGCAGUGAGGAGGAAAUGCCCUGGGAAGGCAUCGAGUCAACUAUCGAAACAACCAGGACUGGGCACAGAAGGAGAGCUUCCGCAACCUAG